Microplitis demolitor is the source of this 3551-nucleotide messenger RNA. It is a transcript of the gene lin, whose product is annotated as protein lines. The coding region runs from base 1093 to 2850 and encodes 585 amino acids. The transcript has 2 exons. Lineage: Eukaryota; Metazoa; Arthropoda; Insecta; Hymenoptera; Braconidae. The record is from RefSeq and is a predicted model, not a curated record.
UAACACAGAAAUAACAAAUAUGCGCUACUGUAAUUGCGACGUUGCCAAACAGAUGAUAUAUUUAUGAUAAAAAUUUAAAUUACAGGGUAAAGUUAAUGGAAAAAAUGUGAAAUAUGUCAUUUAAAUUAAUAAUAACAGCCGGCAAAAAUAAUUAAAAAUCAAUUAAAUUUGUAAUUAAUGUUUUUGAGAUUAGUGAUAAGUGGAAUGUUAAAGUGACAGCUACUGUGUUACGCAGCUCCGUGUGAUGCCGUACUUAUUAUUUGUAAUAAUAUUAAAUCAAUAAAUAAAAUAAAUGCAAAUAAUUAUUAUUUUAAUUACUAAUAUUAUGUAUUAAUUAUUAGUGUGUACUAAUUAUUGAUAUAUAUGUAUUUUAAAUAAAUUAUUUUAUUUUGUCCAUAGCAAUGUGUACAUGUGGCAACGUAGCAAACCUCUUCCCGUUUGGUGCUCAACAGUACGCCUCUUCCUAGUCAUAAGAAAAUUCCUUCAUUUAUAUAUAUAAUAUACAUAUACAUAUAAACAAAUAAUAUUUUAUUAUUUAUCAUAAAUUAAAUGGCGAUAAAUUGGUAAUUGUAAAGUUUAUUAUCCCAGCAGUUAUUUAUUGUCAGUAUAUUUAGAUUUUUAAAAAAUCUAGACGUUUUAUAAAGUCGUUACUGAUUUACACAAACAAAAGUAUGCGCUCGUAAGUCAAUCAAUUUUUAUCACCCUGUAAACCAACGCAUUGGUUUGUUUAUUAUCAUACUGAGGUAUCCAUUGUGUUAUUUUUAAAUUGUUUAUUAAACAAUAAUUAUUAUUUGUGAUGAUAAAUGAAUUUAAGUGAAGAGGAAAAUUGAAAACAAUCGAGGGUUAUACCUGCGCAUGCUUAAUCCUCCUAAGAAGCAACAGUUUUAUGAAGCGGCAAAGUUAAAAACAGAAGCUAAAAUGUUUUAUCUGUCCUGUAGCACUGAUGUCAAUGAAAUGAUAAUUCGAUGAUAGAUGAUAAUUAUUUCUCGGUCGUUGUACAGCAACCGAGUCCAGUCAUGUCUGGGUCAAGAGUAACCUGAUAAUACGGACAAGGUUGAUUUAAUUGUUGAUUGGUGAGUUGAUUGGAGUGAAAUGGAGGAGCCAGCAAAGAAGAAGCAGAGGAUUGUGAGUGAAGAGUACGAUGAGGACAGUGAGGAUGAGCUUAUCACGGAGAUGGAGAGGUUUCAGAAGAGUCUGCUGGAGCAGUGUCUGUGUGGAAUUCCGGAGAGCAGUCUGCGAAAACCUUUUGUAAGUUCAACCACGCGCUCGACGAACGGGGUCAGUAAUGACCGACGCAGUGGUGUUCUGUCCGAGUGGGAUCCCGAGAGAACUUUAGAGUACAUAAGUGGCCUUCAAUUGCUUUUCGAUCUUGCGAUAAAGCAGAAUAAACGCGGUCGAAUGUGUCGUCGGGUGGUGAAUGUCUGCGAGGCAUUGACGAGAAACGAGUACGGGAUAAUUGAUCAGCUGAUUGAUUUGUCGUGUACGUCAAACAAGUUUGUGUCUUUUACAGCGAGCCGUGCUCUUGCCUCAUUUUUUAUAAUAACUAAAAAUACCGAGGAAAGAUGGCUGGAGAGAUUGACUCACUCGCUGGUGAAUACCAGCUCGCCGAGUCAAAUGCUGUUUACGCUGGACAUUAUCAAGAGAGUUGUCGAGCACAAAGACUAUGGAAUAAACCCACUUGAUGAUUCAGACAGUCAGUACUCACCACCAAACUGUGAUUAUUUGGACGUGUCUGAAUCCGAGAGCUUGGACAGUACCCCAGUGAAAGCCAUGUGCGUGAAAGCUCUCGAGUCAAAGUGGUCAGUGUUGGUCAACAAGUUCGACGCGAUUCUUGGAUCUUAUACACCGCAGCACGAGUCUGCGGUUAUAACUUUCCUAGACCUGUGGGAGUCUAUUAUAUCGGUCAAGGCCAACCUGUCGGUCAUCGACACCAAGCUCUUUUACUCUCAGCUUGACAGCCUGGUUGUCUUGCUGAAUAACAACGUACCGGGUAUUAUUUGGAGGCAUUUGCUGGGCUUGUUCAACGAAGUUCUCUGCUACGGAAGCACACUUUCGCUGCAGGAUAAUCUACCCGAGGAGCCUUGCUCACUGGCCCACGUGGUCGUACGUGCUGUCAAAGACUGGAGGCUGCUGGAUGGUCUGCCCUACCGACACGGCUCUGGGAGAUUCGGCGGCGGAUCGGGAGACGGCGACCGACCACUUCUGCAGAAACUUGUUCUGCUCGUGCUAAAAAGCGUCGCAGUGACGGUGAAAGAGACACGGAGUGACACCAGCGACUCGUCUCUGGGUUCCGAGGCUGAGGAUCUCGACGCGGACAUGGCAGUAAUUGAACGCAGCAUCCGAGAAGUCUUGAGACAACUGGAUCAGUGCGUGAAAAACCUUAUGCCUUUUCAUCCAGUGAUGCCUCUGUCCCAGUGGGUCGUCCAGCUGUUUCACGAUCAAGACGACUCUCUGAUCGAGGGCAUGGUUUGCUGUCUCGACGUCGCCGUGGGAUUAUUUUACCGCGGGCCUCCUCAAAAUGAACUGGCCCAAAUGCUCAGUCCAACUCUGACCUUUGUCCAGUUCAUAAAAGCCGUUUCUCACGAUCAUGACGUUCUGUUGGAUUAUCUCGUUAGCAACGAAACUUGCUUUUUACUUUAUUUACUUAGGUUUCUAAAGUAUAUAAAACGUAAUUGGCAUGAAUUCGUAUCGUGUUGUGGUAGAGAUUUAGAUGAUACCAUGACAGUACUUAUAAGACUACGAUUAUCUAUUGAUAGACUUGUAUCUAAAUCGUUAUUCCCUUAUAAUAUUGCUCCUGUAUUACAUUUAUUAGGAAAAUGCGAGUCUCGCUAUGACGGUAUAGACAAUUGAACUUAUCACAGUAUUACGUCUCAAUUAUUAUUAAUAAUUAAUACUUUUUUUUCUAAUUAUUAUUAUUAUUAUUAUUAUUAUUAUUAUUAUUAUUAUUAUUAUUAUUAUUAGUUACGUAUAAAAGAAUAUUUAAAAUUUCCAUUAUCGUCUUCGUAUUCUCGUUUUUUACGAUCAUCACAAUCAUCAAAUCAUUUAUUCUUCAUACAUCAUAUCAUUCAUCGCCGUUAACUUAAAUUUGAAAUCCGUUAAACGAUUUUUUUUUUACUUUUAUGCUAUGUAAAUUUAAACUGCAUAACUACUUCUGUUUAUCAUUACUAUAAUAAUCACAUUAAUUGUAUGUAUUAAUUAUUUUAUUAUAUUCAACAAUAAUAGUUAUUAUUACUAUUAUUAAUAAUAUUAAUAUUAUUAUAAUUAUUUUUUUAUUUGACAUGCAAAAACGAACAAUAUAUUAUAAGCAUUUUGUACAUUGCUGUUUUUUUUUUUGCAUUUAAAAAUUGUAAUUAACGUACUAAAAAAAAAAUAUUUAUGCGGCAAUAGACUUUAGUAUUGUGUCAAUUAAAUUCACUUUUUAAUUUAAAUACUCUGUACAGUAUAAGAUUUUUUUUUUGUUUCGGUAAAACUUAAAAAUUACGAGCGCACUAACACGUGCUGUACUUAAUUAAUUGGAAUUAAAAUUUAAAAAAAUAAAUUAAUAAACUAAA